Messenger RNA from Gaeumannomyces tritici R3-111a-1, 2267 nucleotides. RefSeq names its product lactose permease. Gene Ontology annotation, molecular function: carbohydrate:proton symporter activity. Gene Ontology annotation, cellular component: membrane. Gene Ontology annotation, biological process: carbohydrate transport; transmembrane transport. The coding region runs from base 228 to 1820 and encodes 530 amino acids. Lineage: Eukaryota; Fungi; Ascomycota; Sordariomycetes; Magnaporthales; Magnaporthaceae. The transcript has 2 exons. The record is from RefSeq and is a predicted model, not a curated record.
UGGAUCGGGGGUGCGGGUGGUGGCCUGCAUGGCCUACUUAAGAGGCGGAAUGGCCGUCUGUCCAACCCUUGUUCCCCGCAGGAACUCGUUGUCCUCCAUCUUGACCUAGGCCCUGGGAUCGUUUGCUCGUUUCCCAGCCCUUCCCUGCCCUUCCCUGCCCUGCGCUGCAACUGCCCUUUGCAGCUCCCCAGCAGAGGAAAGAGAAGGCAUCGAAUCCCACCGUCAAAAUGGGCGUCUCCGACAAGAAGAAAGAGAGUGAGCAUGCUGCGGGCGCCGAGUUCGCGGCCGUGCUCCCCAGGGAUGGGAAGUCGUGGUAUCAGACGGCGCAUAUCAUCAAGCUCAACCUCCUGCUGAUGAUUCCGUUGCUUUCCUCCGCCACUGUUGGAUAUGAUGGCUCCAUGAUGAACGGCCUCCAGAUCCUCACCUGGUUCAAGCGCGACUUCAACAACCCGGCGGGCGCCGUCCUCGGCCUCAUUAACGCCGUCUACCCCCUCGGCAAGGUCAUCGCCCUGUUCGCCGUCACGCCCGUCGCGGACCGGUACGGACGCAAGAUCCCCAUGGCCAUCGGGCUCGUGGGCUGCAUCGUCUUCGCCAUCCUGCAGGGCCUGUCGCCCAACCUGGCGUCCUUUGUCGUCGCGCGCGCCUUCCUGGGCUUCUUCACGUCCUUCAUCUCCCAGCCCAGCCCCGUGCUGAUCGCCGAGCUGGCCUACCCGACGCAGCGCGGCAAGCUGACGUCGCUCUACAACACCUUCUUCUACUUUGGCGCCAUCUUCGCCGCCUGGCUGACCUUUGGCACCUUCAAGAUCGACUCGACCUGGAGCUGGAGGAUCCCGUCCAUCGUCCAGGGCGCCAUCCCCGUCCUCCAGCUGGCCACGCUCUGGUUCGUGCCCGAGUCGCCGCGCUACCUCGUGUCCCGCGGCCGCUCCGACGAGGCCCGCCGGGACCUGAUCCGGUACCACGCCGGCGGCGACGUCGACUCGCCCCUGGUGGCCUUUGAGAUGAGCGAGAUCGAGCGCGCCAUCGCGGCCGAGAACGAGUCGUACUCGGCCAACUCGUGGCUCGACCUGGUGCGCGGCGCCGCGAACCGCAAGCGCACGCUCAUCGCCGUCAUCGUCGGCUUCUUCAGCCAGUGGAACGGCGUCGGGGUCGUGUCCUACUACCUGACCCUGGUGCUCAACACCAUCGGCAUCCGGGACCCCAAGGACCAGACGCUCAUCAACGGCAUGCUCCAGAUCUUCAACUGGCUCAUGGCCACCUUCGCCGGCGCCAUGAUGGUGGACCGCCUCGGCCGCCGCACCCUCUUCCUCAUCUCGACGGCCGGCAUGCUCGUCAGCUACAUCUGCUGGACAGGGCUGACCUCGGGCUUCGUGGCGACCGAGGACGCGCGCAUGGGCCGCGCCGUGCUCGCCUUCAUCUUCAUCUUCUACUUCUUCUACGACAUCGCCUGGACCCCGCUGCUGCAGGCCUACCCCGUCGAGAUCUACCCCUACACGCUCCGCAGCCGCGGCCUCUCCCUCACCCUCAUCACGUCCUUCACCGGCCUCAUCGUCGGCAACCAGGUCAACCCCAUCGCCAUGGGCGCCAUCCAGUGGAAGUACUACAUCGUCUUUUGCUGCCUGCUGCUCGUGCUGCUGCUGCUCGUCUACUUCCUCUUCCCCGAGACCAAGGGCCGCACGCUCGAGGAGAUCCGCGAGGUCUUCGAGGGCCCCGCGACCCCGACCGCCAUGAGCCUCAAGGCCGAGGAGGCCGCCGGCGGACCGGCCUACGGGGACGGCCAGGAGAAGCCGAUGCAGUCAAAGCAUGUCGAGUCUGCAAAGUGAUGCCGUGCGCUGUGUUGCGGUCUGUAUAAUGGGAGAGAAAGGAAGAAAAAAAAAGAAGAAGAAAAGCUUUACGAGGAUCCUGGCGGUGCGGAGGAACACAUCCAUGAUUAUCGACACAAAAAAAACGCAGGCUUCCCAUGAAUCUGGGCUCUGGGGCGCAGUGGGUCAGCUCGGGGAGGCCAGACCCUUGCCCCCUGGUACCUGGUAGAAUAUCUCCCGGUGACAGCCGCAAGCCCCAAGCCUCGGGCCAAUAAAUUACCUAAUGCAUCAUCUUUACCACUUCCCCGGGAUAAUUCCGCCAUCCGUGCGUGCGGGUAGUCUUUUUAUGGGAUACUAUCCUGGAUAUGACCAGACCCGGUUGACACGAGCACAAGAGUAGCAGACCCCUACCUCCUGGGUCCAUCUGCUACCUACCACAAAUGACCAACAGUCAACUUCCUGAGCCUC